AUGGUUACGACACGAAACCAGGAGCUCUCUACGGAGAAAGGCUCGAAAUCCGAACAACCUGAGCAGACCGAGGGUACCAUUAGCGAAGCUCCCACCCCAUCCGAACCCAAUGAUGGAAAGAAUGAGGACGAUGCUGCUUCUCAAGCGCGUGACAGACAAGCACGUUUCAAAGCUCUGCAAGCUCGAGCUAAAUCCGCCACGGAACGCAACUUGAAGGAAACUGCUGCAGAAACUCAGCGGCUAUCUACCGAUCCUGGCUUGGCGAACUCACUCUCGCGCAAACAUGCAUUCGCCUCUCACAAUCUCCUCAAGGCGGACACAGAAGCCGCAGGCGAAGACUUCGAGCGCAAGCGAGCUUGGGAUUGGACCAUCGACGAAUCCGAGAAGUGGGACCGACGCAUGGAGAAGAAGCAGCGACAUCGCGACAAUGUGGCGUUUCAAGAUUACACGCAAGAUGCGCACAAGGUCUACAAGCGGCAGAUGCGAGAACUCCCUGCCAACCUGGAAGCAUACGAAAAGGAGAAGUUGGCCGCUAUCGAGAAGGCUGCUGCCAACGGUGACCUUGAGAUCGUUGAAACCGAGGACGGCGAGAUGAUCGCGAUCGAUAAGAACGGCAGCUUCUACUCGACUGCGGACAGCGUGGGCUUCACCGACAACAAGCCAAACCGUGCUGCUGUGGACAGACUGGUUGGUGAUAUUCAGAAGGCCGAGGAAGUCCGCUUGAAAAAGCGCAAGGAGCGUCGUGGUGAUGAUGAGGCAGACGUUACCUACAUCAAUGACAAGAACAAGCAGUUCAAUCAGAAGUUGGCUCGUUUCUAUAACAAGUACACCAGCGAAAUUCGGGACAGUUUCGAACGUGGUACCAUGAUCUAA
Molecule: messenger RNA, 873 nt
Organism: Penicillium atrosanguineum
Lineage: Eukaryota; Fungi; Ascomycota; Eurotiomycetes; Eurotiales; Aspergillaceae
Product: pre-mRNA-splicing factor SYF2
Exons: 3
Coding region: 1-873 (290 amino acids)
Cellular component (GO): post-mRNA release spliceosomal complex; Prp19 complex; catalytic step 2 spliceosome
Source: RefSeq, a predicted model, not a curated record